AUGAAUUAUUAUGAUGAAUCAUCUCUUGGAAAUUUUUAUCAAUUUCCUUCUUGGUCAACAUCAAUAACUCGAUCAAAUACAAGUUUACCAAAUAACAAUACUAAUCAUAUGUUUAAAUUACGUGUUGAUAAUCGAAAUCAAAUUGAAACUUUAUCAAGAAAAUAUCUUAGUCGACAUAAUGCUCACAUUUUAAGAGAAUCACGUCUUUUUUCACCUCCACCACUUCAUCAACCAACUCCAACACCUGAUAUUUGUUCAACAAUUGAUAACAUAUCAUUAGUCUCAUCGACUUAUCCACCUUAUCAUUUACAACCUAUUCGAGUUAAAUCAGCUCAAUUGACAAUUCCAGUAAAUACAAAUUCAGAAGAAAUUUUAUUAAAAAAUUUUCCAAAACAAACACAUGAACGACGUAAACAUAUGCAAGAAAGAAUACGAUUAAAACAACAAACUCAAAAACACGCUCAAAUUGAUUCAGAUACUUGGUUUCAAUUGAGAGAAUCAUUAGCUGAAUUAAAACGUCUUGCAACAAAUGAACAAGUUGUUGUAGAUCCAUCUACGUCACUUUUUAAUUGUGAUGGAUUUUCAUUUGAAGCACUUAAACAAGUUAUUAAUCAACAAUCUGAAGAGAACAAAAUCAACAAAUUUAAACAUGAAUCAGAUCCUAUUUAG
This is a messenger RNA of Rotaria sordida, 669 nucleotides long. The record is from the annotation of a GenBank genome assembly. Lineage: Eukaryota; Metazoa; Rotifera; Eurotatoria; Philodinida; Philodinidae.